AUGCUGUGUCCCGAUCCGAGGCUGGGAGCCGAUUCCACGGUAACUCCACUGCAGAGCCCUCAGAAUAUAGGGUCGAUCAUCGCCCAGUCGAGGAUGUCGAGUGUCAACAACUUCACGGAGUCUGGUUCCGCAUCGACAGUCGACAUGCCCAUCACAGUAAACAAAGAACGCAAACCACGAACGAGCGAAUUUACGCUGGACGACCACUCAUGGCUCGAAAUCUGGUGGGGAAGACGUUGA
Aspergillus calidoustus is the source of this 240-nucleotide messenger RNA. Lineage: Eukaryota; Fungi; Ascomycota; Eurotiomycetes; Eurotiales; Aspergillaceae. The record is from the annotation of a GenBank genome assembly.